Messenger RNA from Hyla sarda, 2596 nucleotides. RefSeq names its product CD151 molecule (Raph blood group) (gene CD151). The transcript is spliced from 9 exons. The record is from RefSeq and is a predicted model, not a curated record. Gene Ontology annotation, cellular component: membrane. NCBI's taxonomy places the organism in Eukaryota, Metazoa, Chordata, Amphibia, Anura, Hylidae. Bases 184 to 969 code for a protein of 261 amino acids.
GUCACAGCAGGGUUACGGCCGCGGCGGGUGUGGUUUGGGAGUCACUGCUGUCUGUCCUUCCUCUGUCUUCGGGGUUGUCCGGCUCUCAGUGUCCGGAGGAUCUGCUCGGGGAUUUGGGAGAUCUGCACCCGCUGUCAGACUUGAUCCUGUGGCCUUAGCUAAGCGGAGAGACUCGGAUUCACCAUGGGCGGCGAGUACAAUGAGAAGAAAGAGACCUGUGGGACAAUAUGUCUGAAGUACCUGCUCUUCACUUUUAAUUUCUUUUUCUGGCUGGCAGGCCUUGCCGUCAUGGCUGUAGGAAUAUGGACACUGGUGCAGAAAAGUGACUACAUCAGCCUGUUACCAUCCAGCAUGUACGCCGCCACUGCAUACAUCCUCGUCAUUGCUGGGGCUGUUGUCAUGGUAACUGGCUUCCUCGGAUGCUGUGCAACCUUUAAGGAAAGAAAAAGUUUGCUGAAAGUGUAUUUCAUCCUCUUGCUCUGCAUCUUCAUCUUGGAGAUUCUGGCAGGUAUCCUGGCCUAUAUAUACUACCAGCAGUGUGCUCCGUUCUGCUCACAGCUGAAUGAUGAACUGAAGCAAAGCCUGAAGAACACCAUGACCAUGAAGUACAAGCAGCCAGGAGAGGAAAAAGUCACCAAUGCAGUGGACAAGCUGCAGCAGGAGUUUAAGUGUUGUGGCAGCAAUAAUUCCCAGGACUGGAAGGAAAGUGCUUGGAUAAAUUCCGCAGAAUCUGAGGGGCGCCUGGUUCCAGACAGCUGCUGCAAGACUGUUACCCCAAGAUGUGGGGUCCGAGAACAUCCCUCAAACAUCUACAGAGUUGAGGGUGGCUGCAUCACCAAACUAGAAGCCUUUAUCCGAUCUCACCUGCUUAUCAUCGGAGCAGUGGGCUUAGGCAUUGGCUUUGUACAGGUGUUUGGAAUGAUUUUCACGUGUUGCCUCUACAAGAGUCUAAAGGCUGAACCAUACUAAGAUGUCUGUGGACUUCUAUUAUUGCACUCAGUCUGUUCACCUAUUGCAUCCUGCUCACCUGAAAAGCUGCUGGAGCAGCAAAACUCAUGACAUCAAUUGCUUAGAAUUACUGACUGCCAUGUUUUGAGUGUAUAUGUAUACGCGACCCAUCACGACUGAUCAGAUUAUUAAUAUGUGCCAAGGUAAUAAGUGAAAUAUCAGAAGCCAUAGUUUCUCAUGGACGUCUUCCUAUUCUCUCACCUAAUGCCUUGAUGGAUCCUGUUGGUCACCUGGUGGAAACGUACCCUCUACUUUAACUACUAGAGAUGCCUUGUUUGUGGUCCCCUCAACUCUGCCUUCUGAAAUUCACCAUCAUGGCCUUAAAAACCAAAUUCCAAGCCAAAUAUGAAGCUAUGCAGGUGACCUGACCACCAUUGUCAGCCACCUAUCAAAGCAGGAAAAAUGCGAGACCAUGACCUGAGCAUCACAAGUAUCUGUUUUUAUAAGCAAUAGGCAUGUUACUGUAUUUUAACAUUUUUAAUGUUUUUUGUUAGUUUUUUUUUAACUUUUCACUACCAUAAAUUAAGUAUCACACAGUACUGGUAAAGGGGACAUUAAGCCUGAAAAUCUUGCCGGCAAAGAAGAAGAUGACAUUUACUUAGUCUUUGUAUUGCAGAAAGUAGAAUGUCUGUGUAAGGGUAUGUUCACACUGCGGAAUCUCGCAGAAUUCCAAGAGCGGAGAUUCCUCUUGCGGCUGCCGCCAAAAAUACUUCAGCGGUAGGACCGUGCGGCACCAUUGAUGGUUAUGCAGUCCUCACAGACUUCCGCCCAAAGAAUAAACAUGUUCUUUCUUUGCGCUGAACAAUUUCAGCAGCGGAAUUGUCCGCUGCUGAAUUCCUCCAUGUGAACAUGUCUCGUGGGAGACCCAUGGACUCUGCGGUGUGAACAUACCCUAAGAGAUCAUGUAGAAAUCUGUGGGUUUUCAUACAGAAGCCUAGAGAUGUGUUAAUUGUUACAGAGGUAAAUAGAAUACAGCAGCACAUGGAGUGUCUAUUGCUUCUUAGUGCAAAACCGUAGGGCAGUAAUCUCCAUCCUGUGGAUCUCCAGCUGUUGCAAAACUACAACUAACAGCAUGCUGGGGAGCCACAGGCUGAAGAGCAAAGCCAUGGGGACUCUAUGUGCCUCUGUACAAGCUCCCCAAAGAGACCAUACACUUUAAAAAUCCCACCCUUCCCAAGUGUGCACCUAUAGGGAAGGAAUAGCUGUCUUUCGACAGUGCUAAACCAGUCAGAUUAAAGGGGUACUCCGGUGGAAAACAUUUUUUUUUUUUUUUUAAAUCAACUGGUGCCAGAAAGUUAAAGAGAUUUGUAAAUUACUUCUAUUAAAAAAAUCUUUACCCUUCCAGUACUUAUUAGCAGCUGUAUGCUACAGAGGACAUUCUAUUCUUUUUGAAUCUUUUUUUUUUUUUGGCUUGUCCACAGUGCUCUCUGCUGACACCUGAUGCCCGUAUCAGGAAAUGUCCAGAGCAGAAGAAAUCCCCAUAGCAAGCCUAUGCUGCUCUGGACAGUUCCUGAGACGGAGAGAGGUGUCAGCAGAGAGCACUGUGGACAAGACAAAAAAAAUAAAUAAAAAUUAGAAUUUCCUCUGU